GAGGGACGGGGCGCGGCCUGAGGGGCGUCCCGGGGGCGAUCCCGGGGGUCCCGGGAGACUUUCCCUUGGGAAUCCCGGCACCCGGCAGCGCGGGGCACCCCGGGGUGCGCCGCCUCCUCGGUGUCGUUGCCGCGAUUUCUUAUCUUUUUGGUUAAUUGCCGGGUUUUUUUGCAGCCGCGGGAAGGCUCCUCGGGCAGAGAGGAAAGGAGCGGAAAAUCCCAAACCGCGGAUCCCGCGGGAUCUGAGAGGCCAGAGCGGUGUGGGUUUGUCUCAGAAAACAGCCCCCAAAAUGCUCCCCAGCCAAAGCGGAGCUGGCGGGAGGCGGAAAUUCCAUCAGCAUCCGCUGCGCUCGCCGAAUUCCAUGAGCCAGGCGAGACCCGCGGGCGGUGGGAGCCGCUCCAUGGGAUAGAGCCCUCGUUGUCCGCCGGGAAUUUUGUGGCGCCCUGGGGCCGGCAGGGCCCUCCUGACGGCGUGAAAAAGCUCAGGGAUUGCCUUUCAGGAGAGAUCCCUGCGGACCUCCCCUGUUGGAAUGAAUGAAACAGCGACUUGUCUUCAUCUCUUAUCUAAAAACCCGCCCGCGGGUCCUGUUUCUGUGUCGCUGCCGAGACAAUUGAGGGCUCGGGUGUAGCUGGGUUUUUCUGGCUGUUUUCCCGUGCGUUUGAGGCCAGUGGAAAGUCUCCACCGCGCCCAAAGCUGUGGUCGUGCAUCCCUCUUCAGUCCUGCCCGAGGAUUUGGGAUUGCUUCUUCCUGCCCUGAGGGUUGAUCUUGGUGCGCCGCUGCCGCUGAAUUUUUGUGGGUUUGUUGGAAAAUGGUGAGGAACUUUGUUUUCUAGUUGUUUGUGUAGUUGAGAGUUGCACGUCGUGGCAGUAGCAUUUAACAGCACUUUGCUGUUAAAUGUGACUUUUUGCCUGAUUGUUCUGUGUGUGGGAUGUGUGUGACAUCCCCAUCUCCUAUGCAUCCAGGUGUGGUUCUGUAUCCAGCUCCCCCUGAAGUUAAUUGAAAUCGUCUGCCUGAAUUAGAGACUUUUGAAAAUGCAGUGAGAUCCCUGGUGUCCCUUUAAAUACCCUUACAAAUCCUGAAAUAAGCAGAUUUACUCUCACCCCUGUGUACUGGCAGGUUUCCUGGUUUCUCUUUAGCUUCCAAUUAGCUUCUGGAGAUUUAAUGGACCUGUGGACCAGCACUUGCUCUUUUUUUUAAAGACCGGUGGCAUCACAGAAAUGUAAAUCACUGCAUGCUGUCUCCACAAGAUAAUAAAUGAUCUUAAGUUCAGAAUAUUCAACCUUUUCCUCCUCCACACAGUUACGAAAAUAACAGAUGGGUCGUGACCUGUAGGUUUUAUUUUAUGUUGCUUAACACUUGCUUUUCAGAUUCAAGAUCAAGCUUCUAUGUGGUUUUUUUAUAGUUGUUAAAACAAUUUGGCUGACACCUGACUCGAGCCACUAAAUCUCAUGGAGAUAAAGAUGUCCAACAUCACUUUGAACUCAACGUGGCUUCUUCUUAAAGAAUCUUUAUUUUAAAAAUAAAGAGGUACUGAGGUCGAUGGUUAAUUACUGCAUGUGCACUUUGAAACUUUACAAGCUGCUUUGAUGCCUUUUUAGGCUUUUCUUUCUUUUAUAUAUAUAUAUUUUUAAAUCACUACCCGCCACAGGGGUAGGUUUAUUGAUUACAUUUAUUUCAGUGAGCCCACAUUUUUGUUUGGAUGUACAACCUUUCUGGGGGCAGAAAGAGAGUGAUGCUGUCGAUUAGGGAUAACACGACGUGCGUGGGGUUGUGUUUGGUAGCAGUUAAGCAAUGGAGUGGGGGAUUCCAGGUGUGGGGCUGAGGGAGAGGGCUGGCAGAGCCCAGGCUCGUCCUCCCCGCAGCUGCUGCCGUGCUGAAUUUAGCUGCCGGCCCUUGGGAAGGGGGCAGGCAGCUGCAGAGCUGUCUGUGUGGGGAUUUGGUCUCCCCUGGAGACCCGCCGCUCUUUGUUCCCGUGCACGGGCUCUGCCCGUGGGAAAACCCCACUUGUCAGAGGAGCGGAUCAUAAAACUUGUGACAAAAGAGCUGAAGAGCCCGAGGCUCGGUGUCCUCUUGCAGAAGAAGUUCUAUCCUAAUGGCCGUGGAUGUGGGAAAAUCCCUUUCUGAAGCCUCUCUGAGCGGGAAUGCCGAGGACGAUGGUAGUUGGGACUGCACGGAGGUGGAGGUGGGCAGCCCGGAGCUGACGGACAGCCUGCACCGGCUCUCAGGGGCAGAGGAAGCCAAGCCCAGCCUGCAAGGGAUGGAUGUGACAAUGAGCAGACACGGUCACUUGGCCACUGGUGUCACUCAGGGAGACUCCAGCUGCCACCCAGUAGUGUCCUCAGCAUCUGCACCCGGAUUUUUCAGAGCAAGAGCAAACCUUUCAGAGAAAGAGACGGUGAUUUGUCGAGGUGCUGCUGGUGGUGAUGUGCCUCCUCGUGUCAGCCACUGGUCCCUCUCCUCAGAAGAGCAGCAGGUGAAGCCAUCGGGCUGUUGGGAUCCGGCAUCCAGCCCUCCCAGCCGACACAGCUCUGCAGAGGAGAACAUCCUUCCUGACAGCUGCCACGACGCCCCUGUUGGCCAUCAGAGACAAAGUCUGGGAGCCCAUUCCUCAUCUCCCUCCACCCCAGAGCUCCUGCAGCCCCAAACCCCCCAAGCCCCUCCCAGCCCAGGGAGUGCCCUGCGGAGCCGCUCCAUGUUGAGCCUCUCUGCUCUGUCUUCGGGAAAGAGCAGCCUCUCCAAGGAGCCGUCGGGAAGCUUGCCAGCCAGCAUGGAUGUCCCUUCUCCGGCAGCCACCAUGGCCACCAGGGACCUGUGGUGCCGACAGGGAGCAGCAGAAGGCAGGGCCCUGCAGGCGCCUUUCCUCGAUUGCCGCACCACUGUGGAGCGCAUCCGGGAGGUCUCCUCCUACCAGUCCGAUUACUGGGCCUGUGCCAUCCCGGAUUCCUUACCCCCGUCUCCAGACCGUUGCUCGCCCCACUGGAACCCCAACAAAGAAUAUGAGGACUUGCUGGAUUAUGCUUAUCCGCUGAAGCCGAGGUACAAGCUGGGAAGGAUGCCAGAGCCUGUCCUCCAUGACUCAGGAGUAGGCCUGGACAGCUUUUCUGCUUCUCCUGAGGGCACGCUGAGGUCCACCAGCAUCUAUGGCCCCCGAGGUGGGCAGGCUCAGGGAAGCAGAGAAAAUGGACGUUGGGAAUUGGUGGCCUCUGCAGAGAGAUUCUCCACCCCAGGGCCUGGAGAAAGCGGCUGCUCAGGAGCCAGAUUGUUCUAUGAACCUUCACCUAUUGCCAAAGCAUCCUUUGCAAGAAGUACUUCCUCUCGUCCUUCCAGAGGUUUUGCUAAGGAUGUAAGGAUGGAGUCAGGUGGGCCAAGUUCACCUGGGCACGCUGCUGUGGAUGGGAGGAGCUGGUGUUCCAGAGAGAGCCCCUUCCCAAACCUCACAGGGCAGGCGAAAAGCACUGCUAGGUUUUUACCUAUCACAGGUGUGCUCCCCCUGAGAAAGGAGUGGGAAGGGGAUGAAGAAUUUCUUUCCCUACCUCCAAGACUGCAGGAGCUGGAAAGGCUGGCUCAUUUUCUGUCCAGUCUUUCCUUAACUGUAAGGACGCCCAGGCAUGACCACCAUAACCUGCCACGUCACAGGCAGCCCCUUUCAUCUGGGCUGGCUCCUUUUGGAGAGGCGAGUGGCAGGGACAAAAGAGGGAACACUGAGGGUUAUGCUGGGCGGUGGCAGCCCUGCAGCUCUCAAAAGCACAACUGGGAAAACACAGAGUCGUGUGGCUGGAUCCAUAGGGAUCCCCUCCGGGGGCUUCAUCUACCGACCGGUCUCAGGGACACGUUGGAUGGGAUGUACCGAAAUGAACCACGGGUCAAGGGACAUCCAAUGAAGAGCCAGCAGAGCGAGUCCCUUGUCCAGUGUGUCAAGAUGUUUUGCUGCCAGCUGGAGGAGCUGAUCCGUUGGCUGUACGACGUGGCCGAUGUCACCGGCAGCUGGGUGCCCCCCUCGCCGGAUGCCGGGAGCGUGACAGCAUCGCUGCACCGCUACCUGGAGUUCAGGAAGGAUGUGGCCAACCACCGGAGCCUGACAGAGAGCGUGCUGGAGAGGGGAGAAGCUCUCCUGGACUGCAUGGCAUCAAAUUCCCCGGCUCUGAAAGACACGCUGGGUUUGAUUGCAAAGCAGUCAGAAGAGCUGGAAAGCCAUGCAGAGCACCUGUACAAGUCCAUUCUAGCUGCUGUGGGUCCUGUGCAGGGCAAGGACGAGGUGGAGGACAAGGGAGAUGCAGCACAAAGCUGCCCCGUGGAACUGGAGAGACAAGUGUUUCAGGAGUGUCAGCCUCUCACAACAGGAUAAUAUCUUAAAUGAUGCUGCCUCUGUCAGACCUGGACUUCGUUAGCCUGUCUGGGAGGGCUGAGAAGAACUGCAGCAAGCACCAAACCACCUCCAUCACCACUUGCUGCAGAGAUGCCAAAAUGUGUUCAGUGAGCCCACCAGGGCUUGAGAAAGGUGUGUUGUACAGCAGGCGCUCUGCUGCUGGGACGUCUGGAGUCGUGUAAGGAAUGUACAGCUGGCCUUUUUCUGGUUUGUUUUUUUAACAUAGCUUUCCUUUCUUUAUUGAAGUGGCCUGUUCCAUGUGUUAGCAGAAUGUCAGGAACAGAGUUUUUUAACUGAGUAAUCCAUAGUGUUGCCAUGCAGCUCCCUGCCAAGUAAAGCCGUGUGAUUUUAAUA
Molecule: messenger RNA, 4720 nt
Organism: Pseudopipra pipra
Lineage: Eukaryota; Metazoa; Chordata; Aves; Passeriformes; Pipridae
Gene: CEP68
Product: centrosomal protein 68
Exons: 8
Coding region: 2093-4345 (750 amino acids)
Source: RefSeq, a predicted model, not a curated record